Messenger RNA from Brugia malayi, 717 nucleotides. RefSeq names its product O-methyltransferase family protein. Lineage: Eukaryota; Metazoa; Nematoda; Chromadorea; Rhabditida; Onchocercidae. Gene Ontology annotation, molecular function: O-methyltransferase activity; S-adenosylmethionine-dependent methyltransferase activity. The coding region runs from base 1 to 717 and encodes 238 amino acids. The record is from RefSeq and is a predicted model, not a curated record. The transcript is spliced from 5 exons.
AUGGCCCAUAGUGCAAAGGAUGAUCACACUCGAUAUCGUCAAGACGUUAAAAUUGCGAAAAGUUACAAUACUAAUGAUCCAGUUAUUCAAUAUUGCACAAACAUAUCGGUGAAGCAAGAUUUGAUAGAGGAAGAACUUCGCGAAAAGACUAUACGAAGUCAUAAAGACUAUAUUAUGGUUGGAGCACCUGAAGUGCUUCAAAUGGGAAAAAAUAUGAUCAAACUAAUUAAGGCUAAACGUGUUUUGGACAUUGGUACCUUUACUGGAUCUUCUGCAUUAGCAUGGGCUCUUGCUUUGCCAUCAGAUGGUCAAAUAAUAUCAAUGGAUAUUUCACAUGAAAGUCUGGAUAUUAUAGGGAAAGAAAUUUUCGAAAAAAUUCCGGACAUUGCCAGAAAAAUCGAUUUUAGAUUGGGAUCUGCUUUGGAAACAUUGGAUGUUUUGAUAGCCAGUGGUCAAUCGGGGAAAUGGGAUUUCGCAUUUAUUGAUGCCGAUAAGGAAAAUUAUCCAAAUUAUUAUGAACGAUGCGUUCAGCUAUUGAGGACAGGCGGAGUUAUACUUAUUGACAAUGCUUUAUGGAGUGGUGCAGUCACCCAAGAAGAUAAGGAUUACGCCACUCAAUGCAUCGAUAAGACUAACCAGCUCGCCUCUAAGGACAGUCGCGUUGAUAAUCUUCUACUCACUCUUGGUGACGGCACACACUUGAUUUUCAAACUUUAA